Molecule: messenger RNA, 1327 nt
Organism: Colletotrichum godetiae
Lineage: Eukaryota; Fungi; Ascomycota; Sordariomycetes; Glomerellales; Glomerellaceae
Exons: 2
Coding region: 378-1160 (260 amino acids)
Source: RefSeq, a predicted model, not a curated record
ACACACAUAUCUUGGAACCAGGAAAACCCCCAACGUACGAUGCGUCUGGAUGCCACCCUCCAGGGCAGCAGUCUGCAGUCUGCCUGACGGAAUGAAUGAUAUAGACGAGAUGCCUUGGUCAGGGCAGAUUCGCAGGCGACAGGAGAGUUGGGUGCAGCAGCAGCACCAGAUACGGCGGCAGCAGAUUAUGGGAUAUUCUUGGCUUGCAGCUGCAAGUGAGCAAGCAACCGACGGCCAGCCAGAGAGGGCAGAGGGAAGAUGGAUGGCAGAUGGUGGGCAGGAAAAGCAGGGUUUCAGCAUCCCGUCGAGUGCCCAUCCUGUUCAUCAAACUUACGGCGGAAAUCGAUACGAACUGGCGCGCGAAUCUCCGAUAACGGAUGAACUCUGAACUUUGGACUUUGGACAUUUGGUCCCUCCCGACUGAUGUUCAACAACGAGGUCGUACACGGUCCAGAAGCGAGCUCGACAGCAGAGUGAACUCUCUACGCUCUGAGACAUAUCUACAACAGACGCCAGAACAGUCUCUUCUUGGCUUGAUGGAUCAAUCAAGCUCAGGUGUCUGUCUGGUGGAUAAGAUGCUCUCCACGAGUCCCUCUCUCCACUGCUCCAGACGGGACUUGACGAGUUAUCGUGGGCUAAGCUCAGAUACGUACCGCCCCUACGGGCCCCGUGCAUCUACAAGAACUUUACAGACAACUCUGGGAGAUGCCCAAAGAGACGGUCCUCGUUCUUUAUUCUUUUAUAUCACUUCAAUAAUGCAACAUGGCGAGGAACAAGGCGAGCAAGACAACAUAUUGAAGAGGAGGCACACACCAAAGGAAGAACUACGGAAAAGACGAGAAAUGACGAGCAUCGCCAACAAGUACAGGCCAAGUAUCCAUCACCCCCAUCCCCGAAUCCCCAUUGAUUGUCACUGCCUCAGCCAUGGAAAGUUAUGCAGCCCCAUUGGUUCCCACCUUGAUCAUUUUGCCUUUGGCUGGAAAGUCCCGGCAUGGCAUCCUGGGCUCUUCCCUUGGUUGCCCACACUCACCGCCCGCUCCGUCUGCCGUCAUGCCCAGGGAAGUACACUACUUUACCUUUUACUGAAUGUACAGAGGAGAGAGACAUUAUGCCAAGCCCAACGCGUGACUGCCAUGCUGUGCUGUGCUAUGCUGUGCUGAGACGAGACCUGGAGACGAGACCCUUCUCUGAGGCCUGCGGUGGGCGUCUAUGGUCUAUUUCCAUCUCUCUCUCUCUCUCUCUCUCUCUCUCUCUUAAUGGGAAGACCCCCCUGACCCUUUUUGCCCACCUCAUCGUCGGUGGCCUCUUUUUGACUUUCUUGCUUCUU